AGGAUUUCGCACUCGAGAAAACAUUGUGAUCAGAAUCAUCUGUUUCACUUUUUCACAUCGAAGCGAGGUAAGGAUGUGGGCCCUUCACUUGGCUGUGAACGUUGCCUUCGUGGCACUGGUUUUAUCGACGUGCGGCGUCAAUGGUGAGAGAUUCGUGCAGCCAGCGGCUGGUGCCAAGCCGCAUAUCGUUAUGAUCCUGGUGGAUGAUUGGGGAUGGGCAAAUGUUGGCUAUCAUCGACAAACUCCAACCAAGGAAGUGCAGACACCCAACUUUGACUCGCUCUGUAAGCAAGGCAUUGAAUUGGAUCAGCACUAUGCGUACAAGUUCUGCUCGCCUUCUCGAUCAUCUCUAAUGAGUGGACGACUACCCAUUCACGUCAACAUCCUUAACGCUAGCCCAGACAUUCACAAUCCGGAGGAUCCAGUGUCUGGAUUCGCGGCCAUUCCUCGCAACAUGACUGGUAUGGCAAGUAAGCUGAAGUCUGCUGGUUACGCCACGCACCACGUUGGAAAGUGGGAUGCUGGAAUGGCCACACCGGAUCAUACACCAACUGGCCGAGGCUUCGACACGACAUUUGGCUACUUCCACCACGAUAACGACUACUAUACAGAAAAGGUGGGAAAAUGUAUGUAUGACAAGCACAUGCAUUCGGAUAUAACGGACCUCUGGAUGACGGACGGACCGGGAGUGGGUUUCAACGGAACUGUGUAUGAAGAGGAGAUGUUCGGGAAGCAUGUGAUGGAUAUUCUGUCCAGCCAUCCAGUGGACACCCCUCUGUUGCUCUACUAUGCUCCACACAUUGCUCACACACCGCUUCAGGUGCCACAGAGCUACAAGGACAAGUUCAGCUUCAUCGAUGAUGAAACUCGGUUGAUAUACCACGCCAUGGUCAACUAUCUGGAUGACGUCAUCGGAAACUUGACCAAAGCGUUGCACGAUCGCAACAUGUGGAAUGACACACUGAUUAUUGUCAGCAGUGACAACGGUGGACCAGAGUAUCCAGGUGGUGGAGCCAAUAACUUCCCACUCCGAGGUGGAAAGAUGUCAAACUGGCAAGGUGGUGUUCGUGUCAAUGCAUUUGCAUCCGGUGGUUUGAUCCCAGCAUCUAUGCGUGGACAAAAGUAUGAUGGAUAUGUAGCCCUGGCUGACUGGUACGCUACAUUCUGUUCUCUAGCUGGUGUGGACAAACACGAUGCUAGAGCGGAGGCAGCCAACCUUCCAGCAGUGGACGGUCUGGAUAUGUGGCCAGUGUUGUCUGGACAGAAUAUGACAUCACCGCGUACGGAGAUCCCACUCAGUCCGGGACUGAUCAGCGGAGACUACAAGAUUCUCGACACUAAGAUGUUUCAGGCAGGAUGGACUGGACCACAGUAUCCAAACUCGACUAACCCGAGAGGUGGGAUUGAUGCAGUGAUGGACUGUUCACACACGCCAUGUCUGUUUAACAUCAAGGAAGAUCCAGAGGAACGUACCAACAUUGCCGGCAGCCAACCCGACAUCUUGAAGCACAUGCAAGAACGCUGGUCAGCCUGGAAUGCAACAGCAUUCAAUCCACAGCGUGGACGUGCAUGGCCAGAAGCCUGCCAGACAGCUGUUGAGAAGUAUGGGGGAUAUUGGGGCCCUUUCUUGCCUUAAACUAACCUCUUUUGGAACACAUCCAUUAUCGCCUUUUCUAGCUUUAUUUACUCCGCAUCACAUUUUACUUUCUUCUCCCAGGUCCCUGCUUCCCCUCCCCACCACCACCAACACUACCAUCACCACACCCGCACAGUUUCCACGGUUUAUUUGAAAGCAUUUCUCUUCAUUUUUUCUUCAAACGUUUCCCGUUUGCGUCUUUCCCUCAAACCAAUGGAUAUUUUAUGACUUGGUGUUCCCCGUGUGCUA
Messenger RNA from Sycon ciliatum, 1885 nucleotides. Its product is annotated as arylsulfatase B-like. The record is from RefSeq and is a predicted model, not a curated record. The coding region runs from base 74 to 1636 and encodes 520 amino acids. The transcript is spliced from 3 exons. NCBI's taxonomy places the organism in Eukaryota, Metazoa, Porifera, Calcarea, Leucosolenida, Sycettidae.